AUGGAAGCGCGGACCAGCAUACCAGGCUCAUGUAUUGCUGCAUUGCAGUGGUGCCUCUAUGUGAUUGCGGCAAUAAACAUCUUAAUGGCGCUUACCCUGGUUCUCGUAUCGAUAAACGUGAAAGGUCCGGGCGCUCACGGUGCAGCUGAUUACUUCUGUUGCUUUAUAUUCUUCGUUACCGCGGCAUUAGCUAUUGCAGCUUCGGCACAGCCGAAGACCUCGCUUGCUUGGUCAUUGAUCGCUAUUACGGUAACACGUUGCUUCACUUCAUUUGUGAAUUCUUCGAAAAAGCAAUUUCGAAAUUUUGUGCGGCCAAUCUUUCAAAGGCACUGA
Molecule: messenger RNA, 333 nt
Organism: Gongylonema pulchrum
Lineage: Eukaryota; Metazoa; Nematoda; Chromadorea; Rhabditida; Gongylonematidae
Source: the annotation of a GenBank genome assembly